AUGUUGCCUCAAAGCUCAACUUUUUUGCUUCUCACUUCGUUGCUAGCAGUGCUGCCUGUUAACGCGGAUGGUAUCUACACAAACAAGUCGCCGGUGCUCCAAGUGAAUCAGAAAACGUAUGGCUCGCUUAUCGCAAACUCAAACCAUACUUCAAUCGUCGAAUUCUAUGCUCCCUGGUGCGGCCACUGCAAGAACCUCAAACCUGCCUACGAAAAAGCUGCCCAGAAUCUGAACGGAUUGGCCAAGGUUGCCGCAGUCAAUUGCGAUGAAGACGAGAACAAACCCUUCUGUGGACAGAUGGGAGUUCAAGGCUUUCCAACCUUGAAGAUCGUGACUCCUUCGAAAAAAGCCGGACGCCCUCAUGUUCAAGACUACCAGGGACCACGAACUGCAAAGGGUAUCGUCGAUGCUGUGGUGAACAAUAUUCCCAACCAUGUGAAGAAAGCUACGGAUAAGGACUUAGACAACUGGCUGGCACAGAACGAGGAACGACCGAAGGCUAUCCUGUUCACUGAGAAGGGAACCACCAGUACGCUUAUUCGCGCAUUGGCGAUCGACUUCUUGGAUGCAAUUGACAUUGCGCAAGUGCGCAACAAGGAGUCUUCAGCUGUGGAGAAGUUCGGUAUCGAGGAAUUCCCCACGCUGGUCGUGAUUCCUAGUGGUGACUCUGAGCACAAGGUGUACGAUGGCGAGCUGAAGAAACAACCUAUCCUGGAAUUCCUUAGCGAAUUCGCUGAACCAAACCCAGACGCCACUGGAAAAGCCGCACCGGCGACUAAGCCCAAGGCUAAGCCAAAGUCCAAGCCGGCCUCUAAGCCACCUUCUGAUAAUGAUAAUGGAGACAACGAUACACCCACCGAAACACCUGAAACUAAACCCACUCCCCCUCCUGCGCCUCAAGUUCCUACCCUGGCUACUCCGGAAGCCCUUGGGUCUGCUUGCCUAGCAGUCAAGUCCAAUACCUGUGUUCUGGCCCUUCUCCCUGCAACCAGUGACUCUGAAUCAGAGCUUCCAGCACCAGCCACUGAAGCCUUGUCCAGUCUCGCUGAGAUUGCGCACAAGCAUGCUCUCCGUGGUGUGAAACUUUUCCCUGUCUAUGCCAUUCCUGACAUCAACACCGCCUCAGAAAACCUGCGAAGCGUGUUGAGUCUGGAAGAUAGCCAGACUGUGGAGAUAAUUGCCGUGAACGCCCGCCGUGGCUGGUGGCGCCGAUUCAACGGAGAAGAGUUUGGUCUUACCUCCGUCGAGUCUUGGAUUGAUGCAAUCCGGCUCGGUGAAGGCUCUAAGGAGAAACUACCUGAUGGUCUGGUCGCUGAGGCUGAGCCCAAGACUGAGACUCCUACCGAGGAGGCCGAGCAUGACGAGCUGUAA
Molecule: messenger RNA, 1371 nt
Organism: Penicillium malachiteum
Lineage: Eukaryota; Fungi; Ascomycota; Eurotiomycetes; Eurotiales; Aspergillaceae
Product: putative disulfide isomerase
Exons: 2
Coding region: 1-1371 (456 amino acids)
Biological process (GO): response to endoplasmic reticulum stress
Cellular component (GO): endoplasmic reticulum lumen
Molecular function (GO): protein-disulfide reductase activity; protein disulfide isomerase activity
Source: RefSeq, a predicted model, not a curated record